AUGGCUAUUAAACCAACGAAAAGUUUUCAGAACUGCCUAGAAGCUGAAGUGCCUGGCUAUAACGAUUGUCCCACAGUUUUGUUUUCCAUCGACCCUAACAGCGGCCCCAGAUCCAAAUCAAAACAAAGAACGAGAACGAAAAGAUGUGGUAGUGGCAGACUUGCCACAGAAGUAUUAGAUCUUUAUGGAAACACUAAGACAGCUACUACACCGCCGCCAGUGUUGAAGAAGCCAUCUGCAACUGCUACUCAACAAGAAUCUGCCUGUGAGGACGUGCCCGUGGAAGACCAAGGCGAUAGACAGCUCCAGACUAUACCAUAUAGUAAAGACGACUUAGCAGCUAAGAUCAACGAUCUCACUGGAUGUAGCUCGAAAUUGUCCUCGAAGGAGUUGGAAUUUUACAAGAAAAAAUUAGAUUCAAAUGUUGCCAAGAUUUUACAGAACGAUCACACCAAAACGGUGCUAUCGCAGAUUUUCAAUGAAAAAGACAAAAACGUGGCUGUGAAAACCAUCAAACAUUGGAUGGUUACCGACACGACAAUUUCCAAUUGGUGUCCCGCAUUCUUAAAACUUUUCGAAAAUGCGAUGCCAAACUAA
Messenger RNA from Saccharomyces paradoxus, 597 nucleotides. RefSeq names its product Add37p (gene ADD37). Bases 1 to 597 code for a protein of 198 amino acids. The transcript has a single exon. The record is from RefSeq and is a predicted model, not a curated record. NCBI's taxonomy places the organism in Eukaryota, Fungi, Ascomycota, Saccharomycetes, Saccharomycetales, Saccharomycetaceae.